Aureobasidium musti is the source of this 1638-nucleotide messenger RNA. Lineage: Eukaryota; Fungi; Ascomycota; Dothideomycetes; Dothideales; Saccotheciaceae. The record is from the annotation of a GenBank genome assembly.
AUGCGAGAGAUUGAAAGCGAGCUGCAGGAGAAGGACUUCUCGCUUGAGCAGAAAGACGGAGAAAUCAGGGCUUUGCAGGAUCGCUUACAAACCGCGAGAGGUAGUUGGGACGCCGAAGCCAUGCAGACUGAUGCUCGCUUCCAAGAGAAGGAUCAACUUGUCUAUGAAAGAGAGUCGCAACUACGUGAAGCUACACGCCAGGUCGAAGAGCGCAACCGUGAGAUUGCAGAUCUCAAGCAAAGUCUCAAGUCUGUCGAGAACGGCACCAGCGCACAAGCCCAACAAUCCAGACAACAAGGCGAACAAAUCCGACAACUGCAGGAACGCUUAAGAUCCACCGAGGCCAGUGCAGGCGCCGAGCGAGAUGAGAAAUCAGACAUCAUUACUUCGAAGGAUCGCGAGAUCCGCAGCUUGCAAUCCAGACUUCGGGGCCAAGAAGGAGACGAAAGCAACGAGAUCAGACUCAAGACCGAACAUAUUGAGCAGCUUGAGCGGGACAUACAGCUCAAGAACCAGCAAGCUCUGCAGCUGAACACGGAGAUGCGCGCUCUCAAAGAUCGCAUGGCUAGUAUGGAAACACCAACAAAGAAGAAUUCCAUGCUUAGCCAACAAGCAGAACAAAUUCGCAACCUCCAGCAGGCUCUUCGCGCUUUGUCAAGCGAAAAGGACGCCGAACUGAACGAACUUGAGAAGCAUUUGCAGUCUGCCGAAACCGAGUUGGAUGCUCAUACCAAGAAGAUUCAACAGCUGCAAGAGCGUCUCAAAUCAGCAGAAAGAGACCAAUCUUUCGCCGGCCACAUGGACGAAGAUAUGCAAGAGAAGCAANAAACUAUCGAGCAGCAAGAAGAUCAGCUGUUGGAUAUGCAGACCAAGCUUCGCAAAGCCCUACAGGAGAAGGAAUCUGAAAUGAUAACCUUCGAGACUCGCCUUCGUCAAGCCAAGCAAGAAGCUGAACAUGAGAAGCAGCAACUCGAGCAAGACCAUGAAGAAGCUUUGGAAGCCCUCGAAGACGAGAUUAUCGUGUUGGAAUCGAACGUUGAAGACGCGCAGCGCGAAAAGUCAGCACUACAGCAAAAGGUUCAACUUCUGGAACGGGAUCUUGUAGCAUCGAAACAAAACGGCACACCAGUACGCGAACGCAAUGAGCUGCGCUUGAAACUGAGGAACGCCGACAUGGAGCGAGAGAACCUCAAGCGUCAGACUCAAGACCUCGAGCGCGAGCUCGACGCAGCCUGGCAAGCCAAGGAGAACGGCACACCUGUACGCGAGCGCAACGAGCUUCGGUUGAAGUUAAGAGAGUCACAAACCGAGAUCUCCAAGCUUCAAAACCGCAUUCAGUCUCUCGAACUUGAUCUGGAAUCUGCUCAAGCUGACAAGACGAUGGCUGAUGAGCGCAUGGAUCUACACGAGUCACUCAAGGAAGCCAAGAUAGAAGCUGAAGACCUGCAGCUGCAAAUUUCGGAACGUGACAAGAAGAUUGCCANNCUCUAUCAAAGAAGGAGGGCGACGCCAAGGUUCAUCUUGACGAGGCGCGAGCAGAAAUGGAACAGCUCCAGUCAGAAGUCUCGGAACGUGACACCAGAAUCUCAGGCUACAUGGCCAAAGAAAGAGAGCUCCGUACGCAGAUUCAAGAGCUGA